Messenger RNA from Spodoptera litura, 372 nucleotides. NCBI's taxonomy places the organism in Eukaryota, Metazoa, Arthropoda, Insecta, Lepidoptera, Noctuidae. The record is from RefSeq and is a predicted model, not a curated record.
AUGUUAGCAUUUCAAACCAAAGAUGAGUAUGUGUAUGCUUUCUUCAAGUUCAUGCCUGACAUUGACAAUUUACCCAGUGCUAGGAAAUUGUACAAACGUUUAGACUGUUUGAUAAAAUUCUAUAUUGGCUUGGCAGCAUUAAGUAUAGUCUGGAUGUUGGGAUAUUUAACAGAUCCUAUAAAUACUAUGUUUGCAGUAGCCAUAAUUUUGGAUUUAAUCGAAACUGACUAUAAUUUCAUCAAAUUUAAAGUCCUCGAAGAAAAAGUAUGCUGUAAUAAUGAACGACAGCGCGAUGAACUGCAGCAGCUGCAGAAUCUUCUAGAAGAUAAUCCCCUACGAUUCAACAUCUUAGCCGAUAUACGUCUCGCUUAA